Molecule: messenger RNA, 912 nt
Organism: Monosiga brevicollis MX1
Lineage: Eukaryota; Choanoflagellata; Craspedida; Salpingoecidae
Exons: 6
Coding region: 1-741 (246 amino acids)
Biological process (GO): nucleobase-containing compound metabolic process
Cellular component (GO): cytoplasm; mitochondrion
Molecular function (GO): AMP kinase activity; ATP binding
Source: RefSeq, a predicted model, not a curated record
AUGCUUGGGGGCGUCUCGUCUUGUGUGUGUUUCUUGUUGCUGCUGUGCACCACACUGGCGGGAUCAGCCUCAACUCACCGUUUGCCGGCUGAUCUCAUCACGAUCCGCAGAUUCUUCUCAACUCGCCAUCAUGCCCAGAACAUUGUGGACAAGUACAGUGUGUGCCACCUGGCCACGGGUGACAUGCUCCGUGCUGCCGUCGCCGCCGGUACCGAGAUGGGCAAGCAAGCCAAGGCCGUCAUGGAUGCUGGCAAGCUUGUGAGCGACGAGAUUGUGGUGGGCCUCAUCCGUGAUAACCUCGACACGCCCGAGUGCGCCGCUGGGUUCCUCCUCGAUGGCUUCCCUCGCAACGUCACCCAGGCUGAGAAGCUCGAUGAUCUGCUGGCCCAGCGCAAGACCAAGCUCAACGCUGCCCUCGAGUUCAAGAUUGAUGACAGCCUCCUCGUCCGCCGUAUCGAGGGCCGUCUCAUUCACAAGGCCUCGGGCCGCUCGUACCACACCGAGUUCAACCCACCCAAGGUGGCUGGCAAGGACGACUUGACCGGUGAACCCCUCAUCAAGCGCUCGGACGACAACGUCGAUGCCCUCAAGAAGCGCCUGGUCGUGUACCACGAGAGCACUACUCCCCUGGUCGAUUACUACACCAAGAAGGGCAUCCACGCGUCGGUCGAUGCGGCCGACAAGCCCGCCAAUGUGUGGCAGAAGAUUCAGAACAUUUUCGAUGGCUGCGUUCGCAAGUAAACGAACCAAUACAAGCACAUUCCUGAUCCAGCUUUCCAACUCUUCCCCGACCGCCCCGCCAUGCCUCCCCGUUUCCCUUUAGGCUCAGACGACCCAUGACAGCAUGUGUUGAGACGAGAAACCCUUCCCUUCCAUCCGACCUUGGGAAUCCCAAUUCAACAGUUUUGCUCC